This is a messenger RNA of Notolabrus celidotus (New Zealand spotty), 8669 nucleotides long. It is a transcript of the gene lrrc7, whose product is annotated as leucine rich repeat containing 7. The transcript has 33 exons. Gene Ontology annotation, biological process: neurotransmitter receptor transport postsynaptic membrane to endosome; neurotransmitter receptor transport, endosome to postsynaptic membrane. Bases 414 to 5528 code for a protein of 1704 amino acids. NCBI's taxonomy places the organism in Eukaryota, Metazoa, Chordata, Actinopteri, Labriformes, Labridae. The record is from RefSeq and is a predicted model, not a curated record. Gene Ontology annotation, cellular component: adherens junction; postsynaptic density; postsynaptic membrane. Gene Ontology annotation, molecular function: protein binding.
GAAGAAGGGCACCGCUUUGAGACUCGGUUCCAGAUCCGUUCUAACCGCACACUGACCUUUCCCUGUGCACGCGGCAUCUCGCUUCUUUUUCUGUCUUCUUCUUUGAUGGAGGCUGCGAGAGGCAUUCGACCACAAACCCUGCCGAGAAUAUCUGUCUGAAAACGGCCAAACUUGGAUUUUAAUCCCUAAAAAUGAGCUUCUGUACCCGGGCUGGCGUGCUCAUUUCCUUGGUCUCCCGGCCCCGGGGGUCCUGCUGAAGAUGCGGCUGGUAGCGCGGGUACCUGUCCUGGUUUCACACCGGCUCGGUUCGUCCCGGUAGAGACUGACUGCCCGGUGCUUCUGUCAGAAUAAGGGGAUCAAGAGUGUUUUUCAUUAUUUUCCUCUAACCGGAUUCUCCACUAGCAACCUGACAGAUGGAUAACUACUCUACUUUACAACUGCAGUGUCUGGAAAUGACCACUAAGCGGAAGCUGAUUGGCCGGCUGGUGCCGUGCCGUUGUUUCCGUGGAGAAGAGGAAGUGAUCUCAGUGUUGGACUACUCCCACUGCAGUCUGCAGCAGGUCCCAAAGGAGAUCUUCAGCUUUGAAAGAACUCUGGAGGAGCUCUACCUGGACGCUAACCAGAUUGAGGAGCUACCCAAGCAACUCUUCAACUGCCAGGCCCUGAAGAAGCUGAGCAUGCCGGAUAACGACCUGUCCAACCUGCCCACCACCAUCGCCAGCUUGGUUAACCUCAAAGAGCUGGACAUCAGUAAAAACGGUAUCCAGGAGUUCCCAGACAAUAUAAAAUGCUGUAAAGGCCUGUCUGUGGUGGAGGCCAGUGUCAACCCAAUCACAAAACUCCCAGAUGGUUUCACGCAGCUCCUGAAUCUGACCCAGCUCUUCUUAAACGAUGCCUUCCUGGAGUAUCUGCCAGCUAACUUUGGCAGACUCUCCAAACUACGGAUCCUGGAGCUGAGGGAGAACCACCUGAAAACCAUGCCAAAGUCCAUCCACAGACUGACACAGUUAGAGAGGUUGGAUCUGGGUAGCAAUGAAUUCUCUGACAUGCCUGAGGUGUUGGAGCAGAUCCACAACUUGAGAGAGCUGUGGCUGGAUAACAACUCUCUCCAGUCUAUACCAGGGUCGAUAGGAAAACUUCGCCAGUUGCGGUACUUGGACUUAGCUAAAAACCGUAUAGAGGCGUUGGACUCUGAUGUUUCAGGCUGCGAGGCCUUAGAAGACCUGCUGCUGUCCUCCAACAUGCUACAGCAUCUCCCUGAGACCAUAGGAAUGUUGAAGAAGCUGACGACUUUGAAGGUAGAUGACAACCAGCUGACCUCACUGCCUAAUUCCAUCGGGAGUGCGAAGCCCAAGCACGGUCUGUCUCUGUUGGAGGAGUUGGAUGUUAGUUGUAAUGAAUUGGAGUCGUUGCCGCCGACCGUCGGCUACCUGCACAGCCUGAGGACAUUUGCUGCUGACGAGAACUUCCUCACAGAGCUGCCCAGGGAGAUCGGUAACUGUAAGAAUGUGACGGUGAUGUCUCUGCGCUCCAACAAACUGGAGUUUCUUCCUGAUGAGAUUGGACAGAUGACCAAACUACGAGUGCUUAACCUCAGUGACAACAGGUUAAAGAAUCUACCGUUUACCUUCACUAAGCUGAAGGACCUGGCAGCUCUCUGGCUCUCUGACAAUCAGUCCAAGGCUCUGAUCCCCCUGCAGACAGAAGCCCACCCUGAAACCAAACAGAAGGUUUUGACCAACUACAUGUUUCCUCAGCAACCGCGACAUGAUGAGGAUUACCAGUCGGAUAGUGACAGCUUUAACCCUACUCUGUGGGAGGAGCAGAGACAGCAGAGGAUGACUGUGGCCUUUGACUUUGAGGACAAGAAAGAAGAGGAAGACAACUCUGGGAAGGUUAAGGUGGAGAUUAACCUAAAGCGCUACCCAACACCCUAUCCUGAGGACCUAAAGAACAUGGUCAAGUCAGUGCAAAGCCUUGUGGGUAAAAGUGUACACGCCGGGCACGGGCACCAACUCCAGCACCAGCACCAGCAUCAACACCAACACCAGCACCAGCUGAGCACAGGCACUGCCACCUCGGCAGGAACCAACAUGGAACACACACACCUCAGCAAAGAACAGUAUGAACCCCCAUGGCCCCUGCCUCCUAAAGAGGUGACAGACAGAGAGAUGCAGGACUUCUCUCAGUCUCAGCUAAUGGAUCAGGGAUCAAUGCAUAACUCUGGCAUCGACAUUCCCAAGAGAAAAGACAAAGAGGACCUGACAGAGAGCUCUGAGGACUCGAUGGGCGGCUCUCCCAACGAUAUCCGUAUCUCCGACAUGAGGCCCACUUUGGUAGAGCCGCCUAUGUACAAACCAAAGGUGGUGCUGCUGGGGAAAGACAAGAAAGAGUCCACAGAUGAGGAGGUGGAUAAGCUCCACUGUCUGAACCACAGCGGCUCCUCGGCCACCUACUCCGACUACUCCCCCUCACAGGGCUCCUCCGGCUCCUCCAACCCGCCUGCCAACGCACAUUCACACAAUAUGUCUCACACACACCAUCAACAACACCAACACCAACAGCACCAACACCAACAACAUCCACACCAACAACAUCCACACCAACAACAUCAACAACACCAACAUCAACAACAUCAACAACAUCAACACCAACACACACCCGCCUUGCCCGCCCCCAACAAGGACCAGGGACCUCAAACACACUGGACCAACAGACUGGCUCAGUCGUUCCCUAAGCCCAUUGACUCAAAGCCCCUGCUGUCUCAGAGGGAAACCCCUCCAUCAGGAACCCUGCAGCAGCGUGGGGAUCGACGCCCACUGAGUGAGCCUUUUGAUUGGGCAGAAGCCCCUCACUAUGACAACACAGGUUUUGAUGCUGAGGAGUCUCCUCUGGAUGGUCCAUCCUCCAACACGAGUCAGGGAAACCCACCGCUGGGCUCCAAACCCCGCAGCCAGUCCACACAUGGACGCCGCCCCCUCCUCAGGCAAGAGCGAAUUGUUGGAGUACCCCUGGAGCUGGACACUCAGACCCUCCCUUACCACAGCAACCAACGCUCCACCCCAGACAAUGACCAACAAGGCUCUGGACCUUCUUCCCAGAAUCCUUGGCAGAACUGGACCAGAACCCCAAGCCCGCUGGAGGACCGGACAGCCUUCCCCUCCAAGCUUGACAUGACGCCCUCCUCUAGCCCCAACCCUGAUCGCAAGGAUAUAGACUCAAGUCUUGAUCAAGGUGCUAGGCCUUUGCCUGGCAGCUGGUCAUACCAUAACAAUCAGAGUGAGCAGAACAGGAAGGAUCAGCUCACUGUAAGCGGGGGCAACAAGGUGACCGUGGUGAUGAGCAAAAGCUCGGACCGCCUGUCCCCCAUGAUGAGGGAGACGAGAUCCAAGUUUAAGAAGUCCCAGAGCAUCGAUGAGAUCGACAUUGGCUCCUACAAGGUCUACAGUAUUCCCAUGGACAGCUACAGUUCUUCCAUCGAGCAGCAGACAAGCUUGGACCGUCCAGAGUUGCCUGGUUCCAUGGAGCAGACCAGCAUGGCACGGUCACAGUCUGCUCCCAUGUUAGACGAUGAGAUGGGCUUCCCAGGACAUGGCAACCAUAACCAGAUGGGACAGAACCAGAAACCUGCAGUUCCACAGAAGGCCUACCACUUCGACCACAACUACAACCCCCAGGUAACCAUGGACCGCAGAGUCCCUCCCCCCUUCCCCAACACACCCGAUUACGUCAACCACUCAACGAAGGCCUUGGAGUACAUCACCCAACCAGGGAAGACAUUACCCAAGGAGCUAGUGAGCCCCAGGUAUCGUGCGUAUCCUCCACUGGAGAUGUUCUCUUUCCCACAAUCGCCCAUCAGUCAGGACGGUCCUCCCAGCCAGCAGCAGCAGGCGCCAAUCCCAGCACAGCGAUCCAGACCAGGGUUUCUGAGGAGAGCGGAUUCAUUAGUGAGCUCUACAGAGCUGGCUACAUUCCGCAGGGUCCAUGAAGCCCAGCAGGAGGCGAUGCAGGAGGCUCAGUACAGACAGCAGGCGGACCCUCCCCUCUACAGUCGGGCCCUCGUCUACUCCAGCCCCAUGGACCACUCUUCCAUCACCAACAUGUCUGAAAACCAGAGCCAGAUGAUGCACAACAAGAGAAACGGUCGCUACGAUGACGACUACCCCACCUACCAGGAACAGAAGAAGCCCAUGAUUGGCUAUCCGACCAAGAGUCUGACUCAGCGCCGCCCCCUGUCUGCUAGGAGCUACAGCACUGAGACCUAUGGAGCAUCUCAGGCCCGUCCAGUGUCAGCUCGUCCCACCAUGGCUGCCCUUUUAGAGAAGAUGCCCCCUGACUACACUCUGGCAACCUGCCCUGAGAAACCAUCCGAUGACACCAUCAAAGUAAGACCAGGGGUACCAAUGAAACCCGAAGACAUCACCUCCAGGAUGCCAGCCGACUGGAGGCAACAGCUACUGAGGCACAUAGAGGCCAAACGACUGGACAGGAGUGGUGUCCUAAAGCACAACACGCUCACGCUGGGCAUGCUCUGUCAGGGCGUGGGUCACAGCCAGGGGCGCAGCAACACUUUGAACUUUAACCUUUACAAUAACACUAAGCAUGAGCCCCCUGCUGGCCGCUGGCUGCCACUACCUCCUCCUCCGUCUGCUAACGCUACCCCCGCUCAGCAGGCUGCCAUGCUGGACAACGACCAGGAGGGGGUGUCAGGGAGCAACCAGUGGGCUCCUUACUCCCUCGGUAGAAGGGACGUCCCACCUGAUAACCUCAUGAAGAAGAGUGCACACCCCCACAACCAGUCCCACCAAUCACACAACACACACAUGAUCGUCACUUCCUCUUCCUCCUCCUCGUCCACUACGCCUCAUCGUGGGCAGCAGGGCUACGACGGGAUGAUGAACAAAGGGGUUCAGUACCAACCAGGGAUGCCUCUGUCUGUGGUUCCUGCCGGGGUACCGGGGCAAUACCAGAGCAACAUGCCUCAAGGCCAUCCUGCUUCUGGACAGGGUUACCCUGGAUCCGGCAUGCCCAUGGCCCUGUCCCCAUCAGGAAACCAGCCCCAGUACAACCCCCACUCCUCUCACUCCCCCCAUCAGCCUGCCCUCCCUGCUACUAACCCCCAGUACCACAACCAGGGCAUGGUCCACAGCAACCAGGUCAUCAUGACGCACACCAACCCGCGGCCUCAGAGUGCCCGCUGCCUGCUGCAAACUAAAGGCCAGAAGAGCACGGAUGGUUAUCAGGAGCAGUUGAGUGUGAGAAUAGAGAAGAACCCUGGUCUUGGUUUCAGUAUCUCUGGUGGCAUCAGUGGCCAGGGGAACCCCUUCAAACCCUCGGACAUGGGUAUCUUUGUUACUAGGGUACAGCAUGACGGGCCCGCCACCUCCGCCCUGCAGCCCGGAGACAAGAUAAUGCAGGCUAACGGACAUAGUUUUUUACACAUGGAGCACGAGACAGCCGUCUCUCUGCUGAAGAGUUUCCAGAGGACGGUGGACUUGGUGGUUCUGAGGGACAGCAGCACGCGCUAGAAAUAGUUUUAUAACAAACAAACAAAACAAAACACAACAACGCUUCUCUACUCUGCUCAUCGCCAUCCCACGCCACCCCACCUGCCCUCCGCUGGAGGCUUGUGGAACUGAAAUAUGAGCCGCCUUUUUUUACCUUUUUAGGGGAACACACAGACGUUUAUUUGCCUAUUGCUGGACCAAAGGCAAAUACUAGUGCCAAAUGUACCAUAGGAAACAUAUCGGCUCUUCUGUCCACCCACGGUCAGGGACCUGAUCGACGAGUGGACGGACCACAGGAGGACUUUGAGUUCUGACAGGGCUGCUGCAGUUUGGAUUUUGUGGUUGGUUUGUUAAUUAGGCAGUCAUCAGAUCAGUCAGUCUGGAUAGUUUGGUUUUGUUACAGUUCUUUGGUAAUUUUGCUUUUAUCCUCUGACUUUUAUUUCAUGGUCCAGGGUAGAUUUUCAAUAUCUUUUUCAUCGGUGUAGCACAUUAUUCACAUACAUGUUCUUCCUUGUUCCUUUUUGCUUCGUCCAGUGCUAUCUUUUUUCUCGUUUUGUUUCUUUUAGCUUUCUGUCUUGUCUCUUUCUUUUCAGCAGUUUCUCUUCUGUCCUGUCGCUCUUAUUGCCUCCAGUGUACAGAAAUCAAAAACUUAAGACGUUCUGCCUUGUGUACAUAUACAAAGCUGCAGCUUUUUAAAGCUGCACUCUCCCUGGGGCCUGGACACACAGUUAAUGAUUCAUAUAAAUAUUGUUGAUAAAACAUAUUCUGAAUUCUCUCUUAUGAACAUACAGGGAUUAUUUCUCAAAAUGAACAAUUUUAUAAAGUAUAUCACAGAUUUUUUUUUUUCCUGUAAAGAAAAAAAACUGUUCAUAGUCCACCACAGCUACUUGUUUUAUUUGUUUUAAAAACUGUUGCUUGCACAUUUGUGCUGAAAAGAGCUAAAGCAAUACUUCUGAGGCUCAGCUCGUUGAGAUUUUCAGCAGAGCCUAACUUUUCCUGCAGUGCCAUCUAUUGAGAAAGUCAUGCUAAUGUUUACACACACUGCCAUGAACAUGAACACACAUAUGAAGUAUGUGCCCCCAUACACAAUUCAUAUGUGACAGUGAGGAUAAUGAAGCCCUUCUAUAUUUUAGCCUGGUUUACAAAUUUAACUGAGUCACACUCACCCACACUGGAACAUUAUUUGUAAUAUCUGUGCCAUAUUUGAGGUCCUGUUUUGAGUAUUCUUGCAUCCCUUUGAGCUGUUUUAGUUGUAUGAUAGUCACAGCAUGCUUUCAUAUCAUAUUGGCCACUGUCAGCAAGUUAUUUUCUGUGUGUGUCUGGAGUUUUCCACUCCACAGAAGACCUUAGGUGAAUCAGACCGCUGAGUUUCAGUGAGACUGAUGUUUCAUAUUUGGUGCCAUAUGGACCCUCUGCCUCUUCUUAGUUUCAUUCACACAGGCACAAAACAUCCAAGCGUUACCUCUUUGUGGCACAGAUCUGAUCUAGAGCAGCGACGUGAAGGGAAACAUUUGUGUCCUGACCUGUAGCCUCACUGUGAAAAGAGGAAGGAGGAAAUCCCUUCAUGAGUUGAUAAAGGUAUAACACAGUGUACAAGUCUCAACAGGUGAAUCUACAAGAGUCAGAUUUGCCUUUUUAGACAAUCAGGAAAAGAUCUGAUCAGUGCCAGGAAGACUUUUGUCAACACUUGGCGUAUCAUGGGUACAUUUUGAAACCUGAGGAGAUGCUAAUUGACUCUCGGAGAAGACGAUAAUUAAAAUAAACAAACAUUUGGGGUGAAUGUUGAAAAAUAUAAGGUUUAUGAAAAGGGUAUGGUUGUGUAUGGAGUUUCAGGAGAGCAGGGAAACAAAAGAUGUAGAAUGAGAUGUGGAAAUGAGGUAGUUUGACAGGUUUCUGGAGCAAUGUCAUUGAGGUCUUUUAAAAUCUGACCUUCAUGGCCAUACUCCAGAAACUGCAGGGACAUGACAGAAAAUGAAAAGAAAAAAAGGUAAAGAGGUUCAUUUUCUGUCUUUUUGUAAACGCAACACAUGUCUUUAAGACGUUCCAUGACGGGGAAUUUUAUUCUGCACAUCUGAUGUUUCAUGCAGAGCAAAACAACAUCUUGCAGUCUUUCUUUGCUUUUACUUGACAUGACAGUGUCAUCCUGUGCCCAUUUUGUGUCAAACCUCUUAUUAAGCAUCAGAAUUUAGUGAUUUCAGAAUAAAGGACACAAAAUGGCACAGCGGAGUCCUGAGGUUGAGAGAUCUUAACCUCAGGCACCCACCCAAUCCUAUUUAGAGUUUGAAAUAUCAAAGAUAUUGUGAUGAGAACAGAGAAAAAGGUUUGAUAAUAUAACUAUUUUUUACUACAUGUUUCAGGUAAUUCUUUCUAAAUAUAUUGAUAUACCUUAGCUUUGCUCAAAAAUUGUGAUAUUUUAUAAUAAUGACACUUAACAAAGUUAUGGAUGGAAGUACGCACAGUAUGACUUGGAGACCUACACAUGUACUAUCCAAAACUGUAUAAAAUGUAUUUCUACUGUAAUUGUGAAUUUGUGUUAUACAAAUAUAUAUUAUAUAUAUGUAUAUGACUAUAAAAACAGUCAUUUUCUAUGUGUUUAAACUACAUAAGAGCUGAACAAAUGCUGAGGGCGGUGUCACUGUACAUAGCUGUGAAUGAAAUUUAAAAUGACUCAUAUUGAUUGUGAAUGUACUCAUGCUUUUCUGCAGUACCUACACCUACCCAACUUGAAUGCUGCUUCUUCUGUUGUGUGACAAAAAGUACUUUGACCUCCGAAGAGAGAACCGCUGUUGAGUUUUAAGUUGGAAAAAUUUUAGUGACAAUUUAACAGAACUAUUUAUUUCUUUAUUUAUUUGCACAUGCAAGUUGAAAUCCUUCCAGUUUUAAGUUUGAGUAUUAAUGCGGAGAAAUGUAAUUGCAGAAGUAUAUAUAAUAUAUAUCAUGUGUUUAGAAUGCAUUUUGCAAACGCUAUCUGUACAUAAUAUUUAAGAUACAGUUUUUACAAAAAAAAUAAUAUAUGUAUAAAAUUGAAAAAAUGCUGUGCAGCGAUUAUACUGGAGCCAUUUUGGGCUUUGGGACGUACCAUUUUUUCAGUAUAUAAGAAGUGUUUUGAAUAAUGUACUAAAGUCUCUAUUGUACAAAUAAUAAAAAUGUCACUAUUGGUAA